Messenger RNA from Acanthochromis polyacanthus (spiny chromis), 5083 nucleotides. RefSeq names its product radical S-adenosyl methionine domain containing 1 (gene rsad1). The record is from RefSeq and is a predicted model, not a curated record. Gene Ontology annotation, molecular function: 4 iron, 4 sulfur cluster binding; coproporphyrinogen oxidase activity. Gene Ontology annotation, biological process: porphyrin-containing compound biosynthetic process. Gene Ontology annotation, cellular component: cytoplasm. Lineage: Eukaryota; Metazoa; Chordata; Actinopteri; Pomacentridae. The coding region runs from base 205 to 1572 and encodes 455 amino acids. The transcript has 9 exons.
UAUAUACUUCCUGGAUUUGGAGUGACAUCACAGACACGGGAAACAGUGAAAACAAACGGCAUGACGUGACGCUGUUUUUGGCGUUACUUGUUGUAGAAACUGAUUAAAAUUGCUGCUUCAACGAUGGACACAGACGCUGCAGCGCAAGAGUUGAGGUGACGCGUUCUGACAACAAACGUGCGCCAGGACGCACAAACACUCAGAAUGUUCAAACUCACAUGUCGUGCAGCUGGUCGUGUUCUCUCUCCUGGCCUGCGCUGUUUCUCCAGAGGAGUGACUGAAGAUGCAUCUGAAUGGGCACAAUCUCCACAUCUCACAGAGCAGGCAUCUCUCUAUGUACACUGGCCUUAUUGUCUCAGGAGGUGCUCCUACUGCAAUUUCAACAAGUACAUACCCAAAAAGAACAACGACCACAUCAUGACUAAGUGCCUUCAGUGGGAGACUGACACAUUGCUACAGCUCAGCCAAGUAGCUUGCAUCACCUCUGUGUUUUUCGGUGGUGGGACUCCAAGCCUGACUCACCCAUCCACCAUUGCUGCCAUCCUCGAAACUCUUUCCAAGCGAGUGAGACUUUCAGAUGAGGCAGAAAUCACGCUCGAGGUCAACCCUACUCCUUCGGGGAUGUCAAAGCUUGAUGAUUUCGUCCGAGCUGGGGUGAACCGCUUCUCCAUUGGGAUUCAGUCUUUGCAGGAUGAGGAUUUGAAAAGUCUGGGAAGGGACCACAGUUCUCAAGAAGCUUUGAAAACUAUUGAAGAGGCCAGGAGGCUGUGCCCUGGCAGGGUGUCGGUGGAUGUCAUGUUCGGACGGCCUAAACAGACAGUUGAAUCCUGGGAAAAAGAGUUGUCUGAGCUGUUGAGGGUUUGUGAUGACCAUGUGUCUCUGUACCAGCUGACUCUGGAGAGAGGCACUCAGCUUUUUAAACAGGUACAAUGUGGGGAAGUGACCGUCCCUGCUGAAGACGUGACAGCAGAGAUGUACCAGUGUGCUAGGAAGACUCUCCAGCAGCACGGAUUUCUGCAGUAUGAGGUCUCUAAUUUCGCAAGACAUAAUUCAGUGAGUCACCACAACAUGAGCUACUGGAGAGGAAAACAGUACAUCGGUGUCGGCCCAGGAGCACAUGGGCGGUUUGUCCCACUCGGGGAGGGUGGAGUUUUUCGGGAAGCCCGGACCCAGACUCUGGAGCCGGACGUGUGGAUCCGUGAGGUCCAACAGAGAGGACACGGGACACGGAGGCGGAUUCAACUCAGUCAUCUUGAACUAUUGCAGGAGGUGCUGGUGAUGGGAAUGAGAAUGACCAGGGGCAUUAGUCACAAGCACUGGGAGCUGUUUAGCCCUGAAAUGGGCCUCCAUGACAUCUUUGGUGCAUCUAUGGAUGUCCAAGAGCUGGUGCAGAGUGGACAACUGAUUCUUGAUGACAGGGGGCUGUGCUGCUCCUGGGAUGGACUGGCCUUACUGGACAGCAUACUUCCAACUCUUCUGGUGGAGCUGGAAAGACACUUUCUUCAGAGGCCACACAGAGACCACUCCGUGUUUACUGAUGGACAAACAAAGACAACUUCCAGCCCCCAAUGACAUUAAAGUUAUAGCGCAAAUACCUUCAUAACAAGAUUGUUUUUGGGUUUGUAUGUGGCUGAAAAAACAUGUAAAAGGAGUAAAGACACCACUGCAAAUCAGUCUGAAAUGUUCUAUUUAAAUUUAAUGUUACACAAUUUAGCUUUCGAAAUUUUCACUUUUCAUUUUAAUGCAUUUUUCAAUACAUUGUCUUACCCUUGAUUUUGACAGAAGCAAAGCAACACUCCACAGGCUUUUAUAUUCUAAUAUUCCAAUCUUGUGCGUCACUCUUGAGACCUGGAAUAUUAGAUUUUAAUGUAUUUUUAAAAGCCUCUGUGUUCUAUGUGCAGUGAUUGCUAGCACAGAAACAUUUCUCGUUAAGCCAUUAAACUGUCAUCUAAACAUGAUUAUCGCUCUCCCUGUGCACAGGAAAUAGUCUGAAUUUAUGGGGACCUAUUCAGUACAUCUCUAUCGAGAAUUCAUGUGGUUUUUUUUUUGUUAGUUUUUUCCCCCUGCUUUUAGAAAUGCAACCGGAAAAAAAAGCCCUAGGCCUUAUUUAAAUGGCCACUAUGGUCAUCACACAAAUGACGACAAAUGAGGUUUUACCAAGAAAAGAUUUGUAGAGCAUAUUUAUUUCAGUCUCAGACGGAGAGUAUUAUGGCCACAAGCAAUAACUGCACGUUUCAUCACAUAUUAUUCAUAAAAUUACCAUUUGAAUUAAUAUUAAUUUCCUGUCUGACUCUCACUGGAGUCUCUAUUCUAUUCCAGGAGAAGUCAUGGAUGUUGGAAGCUUUUAUAUCUGUAAUUUAAUAAUAAUUUUUCCGGAGUUUUCUCAGAUCUGUAAAAGAGAGGAAGUAGAGAUGAUGUGAUAAUGACAAAGUAAUGAAAAAAAUCUAUAUUUAGGUGUUGAAGCUCUAAGGCAGAAACCCCUCCUGGAUUUCAGCACUGCUUCUAAACACAAGAAACUAAAUUCAUAUUAGUUCGUUAACGGUCUCAGAGUUAUAUCAUGGGUCAUGAAGUACUCCUGUAAGAAUAGACUUUAAUGAUGUAGCAUUCAGUGUUACUUGCUGUUAUUCAAAGAGGAGUAAAAAGUAGACUCUUCCAAUAUUUUUAUUUAUAGUUAUUAGCUUAGGAAUAUUAAAAACUUUUUAAAAAUGAACGGUUAUUGUGCAGAUUUUUACUGUGUUACAGUAAUUACAGAUAAUAGCUAGUAAAGUCACAGAGAAAAGUAUUAAUUUACAUGUUAGCUGUAAAAAAGCAAGCUAGAACUGUAGAUAACAUCCACACCAAAAUCUGCAUUUUUAAAAAUGGCCAAUCAUUCUUUUGUCCUGUUUGACUAAACAUCUUCUAGCUAUUGGUCUUUCUCAACAAGCAGUUGGGUGGUUUGAAAAUUAUCUUACAAGUGGAACCCGGGCUGUUCAGAUAGAGGGCUCUUCCUUGGAGGUAUUGCAAGUGAAAAAGGGCGUCCCUCAAGGUUCUCUGCUGGGCCCAUUGUUGUUCACUAUUUAUGUAAAUACUCUUGGACAGAAUAUUCCAAACUUAGCUUUUCAUUUCUAUGAUGAUGACACUGAAAGCCUUUCAGUGUUUACAACUUAAGUUUCAUAGAGUACAGGAACAACUUUGUCAUCUGCAACUUGUUUAAAUUCAGACAAAACAGAAUGAAAGUUCUUUACUACUUGAAAAACACUGUCUGGAAAAAAUGUAACAAGAAAUGCUCAACAUAUUGAGUUGGUUUCUAGAUUUAAAUGUCUAGGAUUUUUAAUUGAUGACCGUUUUUGGGUUUUUUCGGAGCACUUUCAGUAUAUGGUAAAAAGACUGAAAUUCUUACUAGGAUUCUGUUACAGAAACAAGCCUCACUUUUCUUUUUGUGUGAAGCAGAUAUUGGUAGAAAGAGCCUUUUUUCCUGUUAUUGACUAUGGAGAUAUGUUACAGGCUUCUGCCACUUGUCUUACCAUGUACCACGGGACACUGAGAUUCAUUAUCACAUGCGGCUCCUUACUCACCAUUGUGUGCUCUGUUCUGAAGUUAACUGGACAUCUUUAGAUCCCUAAUGUCUCCGUCAUUGGUAUGUGCUUCUUUACAGAAUCAUUCUAGGUAUUGUUCCUUCCUAUUUGUCCUUUUUUCCCCCCAAGGAAACAUGGAAGUCACAAUCUCUGAUCUAUGGAUACUCUGCAAUUUGUCAUCCCCAAAGUAUAAUCUGAACUGGGCAAGAAGGCAUUUAGGUUUUUGGCACCUAAUACUUGGAAUUAAUUUCAAUCUCAACUUUGGCUUCAAGCCCUUGUUACACUGAAUGAACUUAAAGUUCUGGUGAAAUCAUUAUUCUUCUUUGUCUGUGUGCAAAUAUGAACACAUUUUAAUGUUGGUAAUUUUAUCUGUUUAUUAUUUUUAAUGUGAUUAUUCUGCUGCCAUCUUCACCAGGUCUCCCUUGUAAAGGAGAUUUCUGAUCUCAAUGGGACUAACCUGGUUAAAUAAAUGCUUUAAAAAAAAUUACACUUUUUUUUUUUUUACUGUUAUUAUAUCAACAAAGUUAUCAUUAUUUUACAGAUAUUUGCUGUUAUUUGAAAGAAAAAAGUGCAUAUUCAGGACUGAAAAAAUAUUUUUUAUUAAUUGGUACUCUUAUUUAUUAAAGUGUGAUUUCACAGUUUUUUUUCUGUUUUGUUGAAUUACAGAUAUCUAGUAAAAUCACAGAUGAAGUAUUAAUUUUCAUGUUGAUUUGUAAUUGUACACAGUUUCCGCCUCAAAGAUCUAAAUUUCGGCCAAUAGCAAUUUGUUCUUUUACAGUGUGUGACUGUAAUAUGACAGUUUUACUGCAUUUAAAUCAGAUUUUAAAACCAAUCACUAUUUUGCAUUUUUUCAUCUUUUUCUUUUCAGUAUUUCACCAUAUUUAACAUGUUAUUUUCAGGGAUGCCCUUACUUCCACAUUGCCACCGUUAUUUAUUUAUUUAUUUGUUCUUUUGUUACAGAUAGUUAACUGGUACAAUGUGUAAAAUUCAAAUAGACCUUUCUUUAACACAAAUUGCAGCUUUUAUUACAAGUACACUCCUCUCUAGUACUUAACCGUUUCUUUACCCUCUCUUGAUUCUGGUAUCAUUUCAUUUUCUGUAAUUUCAAGUCAUCAUUAUCCACACCGAAUAUUACAAGUCUUGCCUUUGUUUCUUUUUUAAUGCAACCUUUUUUCAUCCAAAGAUAUAUAGAGCUAUUUAUAGAUUUGUUACAACCAAGCACUUCUUGGAGCUCUGACAAACAAACUUCCUUAGAUGUUUGUCCUUGCAUAGCCCUCCUACUCACUCCCACACGAUGCUCUCACUACAAGUCAUACAUGCUAUUCUAGUCUAUUCUAGUCUUAUCUUGUAUAAUAGAGAACACAUAUUUGAUCUGGUAGUCAUCAACCAUUAUAUGAUGAGAUUAUGUAUAGUGGUUGUAAUUCUGAUCACUAUCUUAUUUGAAUAAGAGUAUUUAAGUGUUGUACAGAUCACAUGAGGAAAUCUGUCUGACAGGCUGCGGCCUGCUGAGUAAAGAGUUGUAAAAAGUC